UUCUUGUGCAUAUAUAAUCUGCAAAGAAAGAGAAGAGAAAAGAGAGGAGAGGAGAGGAGAGGAGAGAAGAGAAGAAAAGAAGAAAAGAGAAGAUAAGAUUAGAAGAGAGGGAGGAAUUCUGAAAAACAUAAUAAAAGAGAUGGGUCCUUCGCGGCGGUUACGUUGUUCUCUCUCCUUCCUUCUAUCCCUCGCCUUCGCCUCCGUCGCUACCGCAGCCCUCAACGUCACCACCAUCCCAUUCCAUGAAGGUUACAGUCCUCUUUUUGGUGAUUUCAACAUCCACCAUUCACCAAACGGCAAGAGCGUCAACCUUCACCUCGACCGAUACACCGGGUCUGGUUUCAUCUCUUCAAAUCUCUACAAUUACGGUUUCUUCAGUGCCAACAUUAAGCUUCCCUCUGAUUACACCGCCGGUGUUGUUGUUGCUUUCUACACGUCGAAUGCAGACGUUUUCUCGAAGACACAUGACGAGCUUGAUAUCGAGUUCUUAGGAAACAUACGUGGGAAAGAUUGGAGGUUUCAGACGAACGUGUACGGGAACGGGAGCACCUACAGAGGACGGGAGGAACGGUACUUCCUAUGGUUCGAUCCCACCCAGGAUUACCACCGCUACAGUAUCCUCUGGACCGAAAAGAACAUCAUCUUCUACGUUGAUGAAGUUCCCAUCAGGGAGGUGGUGCGCAGCGACGCCAUGGGUGGCGACUACCCGUCCAAGCCCAUGGCACUAUAUGCAACGAUAUGGGACGCGUCGACUUGGGCCACCUCCGGUGGCAAGUACAAGGUGAACUACAAGUAUGCACCCUUUGUUGCCGAGUUCAAAGACUUUGCCCUCCAAGGUUGCCCCGUUGACCCGAUCCAACAAGUUCCCAAUGCCGGAUGCUCUGAAAAGAUCUCUGAAUUGGAGGCGACCGAUUAUGCCGUCAUCACUCCGGCGAGACGUGCCGAGAUGAAGUUGUUCCAGCAAAAGUACAUGUACUACUCUUAUUGCUAUGAUACCCUCCGAUACCCAGUUCCCUUGCCGGAGUGUGUCGCCGACCCAGUGUUGAAACGAAGGUUCAAGAACACCGGGAGGGUGAAAUUCGGCGGUCACCACCAUCGUCAUUCAAAGAAGAGCCGGAAUCCCUCGUUGGCAGGUUCCGAGAACCAGGCUGAUAUGUAAUAUGAUUCAUGUGUAAAUGGGAUGUUGUUUAUGGUGUGUCUUAAUUUCAUUUUUCUUUUACGCUAUUUUUGAUGUUGCCAUAUACUGGAACUAAAUAUCAUUGUUGGGAAACCAGGUCUUGCCCGAGUCAAUACCUGAGAGCCUUGAAGACUCGCUCGGUAUUAAAUAAGACUCGGUUCAAGUUUUCCCAAGUCGUUUGUUACUACAUAGUUUUACCGAGUCGAACAAAACUAGUCGAGUUUGGCCAUUUCUUCUA
This is a messenger RNA of Macadamia integrifolia, 1415 nucleotides long. Its product is annotated as probable xyloglucan endotransglucosylase/hydrolase protein 30. The coding region runs from base 140 to 1159 and encodes 339 amino acids. Gene Ontology annotation, molecular function: xyloglucan:xyloglucosyl transferase activity; hydrolase activity, hydrolyzing O-glycosyl compounds. Gene Ontology annotation, biological process: xyloglucan metabolic process; cell wall biogenesis. NCBI's taxonomy places the organism in Eukaryota, Viridiplantae, Streptophyta, Magnoliopsida, Proteales, Proteaceae. Gene Ontology annotation, cellular component: apoplast; cell wall. The record is from RefSeq and is a predicted model, not a curated record. The transcript has 4 exons.